This is a messenger RNA of Ochotona curzoniae (black-lipped pika), 3612 nucleotides long. RefSeq names its product kallikrein B1 (gene KLKB1). The coding region runs from base 1063 to 2949 and encodes 628 amino acids. Gene Ontology annotation, biological process: proteolysis. Gene Ontology annotation, cellular component: extracellular region. NCBI's taxonomy places the organism in Eukaryota, Metazoa, Chordata, Mammalia, Lagomorpha, Ochotonidae. The transcript has 15 exons. Gene Ontology annotation, molecular function: protein binding; serine-type endopeptidase activity. The record is from RefSeq and is a predicted model, not a curated record.
ACGCCUGGAUCUUCAAGGAUGAGUCUGGAUGUGUUAGCCUGGUACCAAGGUGCAUUAAAGUGGGCUGGAUCAGUGAGACUCCCUGAAACUUGUGUGUAAGGAUUAAAACCUGAGUUUUUUGGGGGGAUGACUUGGUGACAAGAUAGAUUUUGAACUUGAGUGCAGAGAUCAACCUUACACUGGAGUUGCUUGGUUCCUGGAUGUACAGAAAGGAGGUUUUUUUCUGAAACCAUGAAGCUGUGCCAUGCAGGUAUCUGUUGUAGUGGAUUUGGCAAUUGGGCCUAAAGGGGGUUGGCUAGAACAAAGAUUCAUGGAAACUGACCUGGUCCUGUGGAAGUCUUGAAGAGCUGAGUCUUCAUGUGCACCCUAGAGAUGAGUUAUAAGGAAGCAUCUUUGGGCUGGGGCAGGACUAAAUUCUGGCUUUGUGAAGACCACUUUGGAAUCUGCAGCCUGAAGCCCCAGAGGCAAAUCUAAUCUGGAGUAGACCUGAGUCUGGAAGUCUUGAGUCUGGACCAGCACUACUGUGGCCCUGGAGGCUGAAUCUGGCCUGGUGCUGGGGUCUGCAAAGAUAAGCUUUGUGCUUGGAUCUCUGGUGAAACUGGAUGCUCGUGUCAUCUCCUUCCCCUUUGUAGAGUGUGUUUUCCAGACCCAGGAUCAGCGUCAUAUGUCUACAAGUUCUUUCUAUACCCUUUAAGGCAUCCUUUUGUACUUGUUGUGCUCUAAACAAGUGCUAUAUAGUCUCACCUGAAUUUCUUAGCUUUUAUGAUAAUUAAAAGUUUAGCAAGAGGAUGAAUGCUGAAAGCUCUGCUCCUACUGCCUUACUGAUAUCAUCACUCCAUGAAAUAGUUAAUGUAUCAAACAGUGGAACCUGGGAUUAGGAUGUUCAUGGACUAUGUUGACAGUGCAGAAAGUUGAAGCUGUUGGUGGAAACCCAAAGUCAAUACUGGAGACAAAUAAAUAUUGCCUGUGAUAAUACCGUUAAGACAGCUUGGAGACCGUUCAUUUUUAAGUUGUAGGAGACUCCCUCACUUCGAGAACCACAGAAGCAAUUGUGCUUGCAGGAUGAUUUCAUUCAGGCAAGCAGCUUAUUUCAUUUGUCUGUUUACUACAGUUUCCUGUGGAUGUCUGACUCAGCUGUAUCAAAACACCUUCUUCAGAGGAGGGGAUGUGAUGUCCAUGUACUCCCCAAGUGCCGAGCACUGUCGGAUGAUGUGCACAUUCCACCCCAGGUGUUUGCUCUUCAGUUUUCUCCCAGCAAAUUCAACCAAUGAUGAACAGAAAUGGUUUGGUUGCUUCCUGAAAGAUAGCGCUACAGGAAACCUUCCAAGAGUGCAUCGGACAAGCGCAAUUUCUGGGCAUUCCUUAAAGCAAUGUGGCCAAAUAACUGCUUGCCACCAAACCACUUACAAAGGAAUUGAUAUGCGAGGAAGCAAUUUUAAUGUAUCUAAGGUUAAAAGUGUUGCAGAAUGCCAAAAAAAAUGCACUAACAAUAUUCACUGCCAGUUUUUCACAUAUGCCACCAAAGCAUUUCACAAAGAGGAACACCGGAAGAAUUGCCUUCUAAAGAAAAGCACAACAGGAACACCCAACAGUAUCAAGUUGCUGGAUAAUGUGGUGUCUGGAUUCUCCCUAAAGCCAUGUGCACUUUCAGAAAUUGGAUGCCACAUGAACCUUUUCCAGAACCUUGCAUUCUCAGACACGAAUGUUGCCAGAGUUACUGCUCCAAAUCCUUUUGUCUGUCGUACCAUUUGCACCUAUCAUUCCAACUGCCUCUUCUUUACAUACUACAAUAAUGAAUGGCAUAUAGAAUCACAAAGAAAUGCAUGUUUCCUUAAAACUUCUGAAAGUGGUACACCAAGUAUACCUACUCCUAAAGAAAACACUGUGUCUGGACACAGCCUUGUAACCUGCAAGAAAACAUUUCCUGAACCCUGCCAUUACCAAAUGUACUCUGGAGUUGACUUUGGGGGAGAAGAACUGGGCGUGACCUUCGUUGAAGGAGUGACUGCUUGCCAAGAGACUUGUACAGAGACAAUUCGUUGUCAGUUUUUCACUUACUCUUCACUCCCAGAAGAUUGUAAGGAAGAGAAGUGCAAGUGUUCCUUGAGAUUAUCUUUGGAUGGUUCCCCAGCUAGCAUCACACGUAGAAUACAUGCAAACUCUGGUUAUUCGUUGAGACUGUGCAAAACUGUGAAUGGUUCUGUUUGCACAACAAAAAUAAAUGCACGCAUCGUGGGAGGAAUGAACUCUUCUAGCGGAGAGUGGCCCUGGCAGGUAAGCCUGCAGGUGAAACUGGCAAGCCAAAACCAUGCAUGUGGAGGAUCCAUCAUUGGAAACCAGUGGAUUCUAACUGCUGCUCACUGCUUUGAUGGGCUUUUAUUUCCAGACGUUUGGCGCAUUUAUGGUGGAAUCUUACAUCUAUCAGAGAUUACAAAAGAAACACCUUUCUCACGAAUAAAAAAGAUUAUUAUUCACCCAAGUUAUCAAAUCUCAGAGAUUGGUCAUGAUAUUGCCUUAAUUCAACUUCAGACUCCUUUAAAUUACACCGACUACCAAAAAGCAGUAUGCCUGCCUUCCAAAGAAGAUACAAACAUAAUUUACACCAACUGCUGGAUAACAGGCUGGGGCUACACAAAGGAAAAAGGUAAAAUCCAAAACACUCUUCAAAAGGCAACUGUUCCUUUGGUGACGAAUGCAGAGUGCCAGAAAAGCUAUAGAGAUCAUAAAAUAACUGAACAGAUGAUUUGUGCUGGCUAUAAAGAAGGGGGAAAAGAUGCCUGUAAGGGAGAUUCAGGUGGUCCCUUAGUCUGUAAGUACAGCAGCAACUGGCAUUUGGUGGGCAUCACCAGCUGGGGUGAAGGCUGUGCCCGCAGGGACCACCCUGGUGUCUAUACCAAAGUAGCUGAGUAUGUGGACUGGAUUUUGGAGAUGAUACAGGAGAAGGAUUGAAGAGACUGCACAAGGACAAGGUGCCACCCAUUUGAUGAGCUGGGUUCCAGUCAAAUUCUGCAUCUUGGAGUCUUCAUCUGCAAAAGGUGAAGAGCACAUCUACCUCACAACUUUGUCACAGGCCAGCACUGAUGACACACACACAGCUGUCAAGGGACCUGAGUUUUCAGCACCCUCUCCUUGGGAACUGAUAAUCAAGGAUAACGGAAAUCUCCACCACUGCUUGUGAAAUAAAGUGGUAGUCAAGAAUAAUUAGAAAGUGUUUCUCCUCUGGUUGUGAAACAUACCUGAAAACAAUUGGACCUAGAUUCUAGCCCUCAGCCUGGGUUCAUUCUAAUCUCUGUGCUUCCUCUAGUGCUCAGUGAGUCUCAAGAGAUGUGCCUUGCUUCCCUGCCCCUGGAAACCCACCACUGGUGUGAGCACUGUGGCACAGCAGGAUAAGCUGCCACUUGGAAUGCCCAUGUGCAAUACCGGAGUGCCUCAUUGUAGUCCCAGGUUCUCUGUUUCUGAUCCAGGUUUCUGCUGAUGCACACAGGAAGCCCAAGUACCUAGGUCCCUGCCACCCAUGCGGACAAUCCAGAUUCAGUUAUAGGCUCCUGGCCUAGAAUCAGCAGUUGGAAGAUAUUGCCUCUCUUUGCUUUUAAAAUAAACUGAAAAUAAAUA